This is a messenger RNA of Kwoniella mangroviensis CBS 8507, 690 nucleotides long. RefSeq lists its product as uncharacterized. The coding region runs from base 1 to 690 and encodes 229 amino acids. NCBI's taxonomy places the organism in Eukaryota, Fungi, Basidiomycota, Tremellomycetes, Tremellales, Cryptococcaceae. The record is from RefSeq and is a predicted model, not a curated record. The transcript has a single exon.
AUGAACGAGAAUGAAGAUGGGACUUCAAUUGCAUACUCUGGGAACUGCACAAAGUCAGACUCGGCGUCAGCUUUGAGAGAGCUAGAACAAAGAUGGCAAUGCGCAGAGAAAGAUCUGGCUUAUUGUAAAAUCCAGAAAUGGGAUAAAGAAUUCCAGAGAGCUUUGAAGGAUUGUGUACAAAGUACAAAUAUAGCAAAGGCUUCUUUGCGAGGCAGUAUAAGCACAGCCCACGUCAAUGAGGACGAUAUGGAAGAUAUCGCACACCGUCAGGCAGUACAUGAUGAUGAUGAUUCACUGGUCAAUGGGGGCGAAGGAGGAGACAAAUUGUUCGAUGAUGAGUUUAGAUCUCUACUCGAUGUAGAUCUUCGAAGAUUCAUUGAAAGCGAUACCGCGAUAGGGCAAGAUGAACAGAAAGACCUUCGCCGUCAUAUCUCGACGUACAACCACCCAAGUGUCAGAGUAAGCAGUCAAGCUAAUGAGACAUACUUAUCCCUCGAAAAGGCUGAAUCCUCCUACAGAAGAUUAGAAUCAUUCCUAGGUCAGAAAGAACAGAACCUAUUCGAUCCUGAUAAUUGCACAAGGUACAACAAGGCUUUGGAUCAGGAUGUAGAUUUGUGGGAUGAGUGGAUCUCACUGAGAAAAGACGUUUCGAUGAUCAGAGAAUGCCACAAAGACAUAUCGAGCUCAUGA